Ornithodoros turicata is the source of this 453-nucleotide messenger RNA. RefSeq lists its product as uncharacterized. The transcript has a single exon. NCBI's taxonomy places the organism in Eukaryota, Metazoa, Arthropoda, Arachnida, Ixodida, Argasidae. The record is from RefSeq and is a predicted model, not a curated record. Gene Ontology annotation, molecular function: DNA binding. Gene Ontology annotation, biological process: DNA transposition; DNA integration. Bases 1 to 453 code for a protein of 150 amino acids.
AUGAGCAGAAGAUUGAACGUCGAGCGAAGACGCGAAGUCGCCACGUUGUCACUGACUGGACUGUCCCAAAGAGCGAUUGCCAGCCGUCUUGGGUGUUCCCUUUCGUCGGUUAAUCGCAUUGUCCGCGCUCAUCGCGAAGAGGGUCGCCUGGAAGAUGCCCCGAGAAGUGGAAGACCGCCGGCCACCACCACGGAGGAGGACCAGCAAAUAGUUGCCGUAAGUGCCGUCGAGCCAUUCUUCACGUCGACGGACAACAAGAGGGAACUGGGCUUAGGGGCGUCGGCCAAAACUGUUCAGCGCCGCCUCAAGGCCUUUCAGUCUGGUGUUGCUGUACAGAAGGCCCUCCUCAAGGCUGACCACGAAGAAGCCAGGCUCCAGUUUGCCCUCGACCACAUGGACUGGGACGACAACCGCAUGGUUCAGCGUAAUCUUCAGCGACGAGGCCACGUUUAG